UCUUUCUUCCACACCUCCUCCUCCACAUAAAACUCACCGGCCUCUGCAUUGAUGUCCGUAGCGACAGAAGACGUCGUAGACAACGUCGCAAACCUACCUAAACAUAAACCCACCUCACAACUCCAUAUUACAUCAUUACUUCACUCUCUUAAUUCUCUCAAAAACUCGUUUAAUCAAAAACCCAAAAACAACCCAUGGCCCGGACGACGACGAGGCUCUACACAGUCAAACCGAUCCGUCCAUUUUGACCGGUCGCCAGAAGUACGCUAUACAUUCUCGAAAGAAGAUUACGAUCGAGGUGGCAAUACACCCGAUACCGAUGAUAGGCCUCCAUCUCCUCAGUGGAAAACGAAACGACCUCCGUUGUUGGACGAUACCGAUGAAGAUGACUCCAGAAGGUCCAUCGUAUAUCAAGUAGCCUCUCAGUUGGAUCUGCCAAUGCCGCAUCUUCCUGCUGCCGUUUCCCCAGAUAUUCAAACUCAUCUGGACUCCAUUGAAUCUCAUAUUCAAACCCUCAAAACCUCUUUGGAUGCCCCGGAUGUCACUAUUGGCAGCUCUGCUAUCCAAGUGCGUCGUCUCUUGCACUUGCUGGAUUCAAGUGCGAACGAAAUUAGGCAGCUGACUCACCAUGGGAAUAAGUCCUAAUACUAGGAAAACCGGUAUAUAGUGAAACGGGUACCGUUUCCAUCAGUUAUAUUGAAGAUAGCAAGAACAUUGUUUAAAUAAAUGAAGAUGAAGUACCUGUCAAAAU
Messenger RNA from Umbelopsis ramanniana AG, 751 nucleotides. RefSeq lists its product as uncharacterized. Lineage: Eukaryota; Fungi; Mucoromycota; Umbelopsidomycetes; Umbelopsidales; Umbelopsidaceae. The record is from RefSeq and is a predicted model, not a curated record. The transcript is spliced from 2 exons. Bases 52 to 645 code for a protein of 197 amino acids.